This is a messenger RNA of Blepharisma stoltei, 2729 nucleotides long. The record is from the annotation of a GenBank genome assembly. Lineage: Eukaryota; Ciliophora; Heterotrichea; Heterotrichida; Blepharismidae.
AUGAAAUUAAUAUUAAAAAUCAUGGGAUCUUGCACAUCAGCAGCAACCAGAAAGACAGCCAAAAAAUUCGUUCUUAACGAGAGAGAAUUAGCUUGUGAGGACAAGAAAAUCUUAUCUGCAUGUAAGUUCUAACUCCCCCACCGUGAGUGAAAAAAAAAAAUUUGUUCUCUCGCUGAAGGUGUUAAUGUUUUUUUUAAAAUUAAAAAAAUUCCAAUUUGUAAAAAUUGAGAAGUAAAAUUAAUUUAAUUUACGAAAUUUGUGUUUUAAAAUGCAAGCUGUUUAAAAUUUAACGAGAUUUCAUAAUAAUAAUCAUCACAUAUAUAUAAUUAUUUUUUUUCAUAAAAAAUUUUUGUUUGCUCAUGGUGGGUGGAUUUUUACCUUAAAAAUAGAGGUUUUUCCAAUAGUUUUGUUUGCCCACGGAGGGGGAGUAAGUAGUUACCUCUCAAGAAAUGCACCUCUUAGCCUGUUUGUUUUUUGAUCUCUCUUUACGAUCUGAAGAGAGGUGCAAAAUUGACAAGUCGACCUUUUUGAAAUAUUUUUCUCCAAACGUAACAACUAGACAGGACAUGAUCGGGGAGAGACUUUUUGAGACAUUCAGUGGUAACAGAAAAGAAAAAAUUGAUUUUGAAGGAUUCUUAAAAGGAAUUUCUGAAUCCUUUAAAAUAGGGGAAGGCUUAAGGACUCGGCAAAUAUUCAAAAUUUUGGAUUCAAACCAUGAUGAUUUUCUAAUUGAAAAUGAUCUAGUUCCAAUUUUUUCGCAUUUUUUGCAGAGUUCUGAUGGGAUAGCUGAUAGUUCUGCUAUAGGGACUAAAGAGGUUGAAGACUUAGACACAGCAAAGGAAUUAAGCGAUAACGCUACAUUUGAGGAUUCGCUAGUUGAUAGAGCUAAUAUUUUGGCUGCAAAAGCAGUUACGCAUUAUGGGAGUGAAGGGCUUAUGAACUUUGAGCAGUUCAAAAAUUUUUGCAAAAAUCACCAUACUAUUGAUGAUGUCAUCUUUGGGAAAAUCAAUAGUAUUCUAACUUCGCCCCAUCCUUGAUCGAACGAUUCACUGUAAAAAUUCCUAAAAAAUUGGGGAAAUUAACCCCCAUCCUUGGUCGAACGAUUUUCAUAUCAUGCAAAAUUUUUAGAUAUAUGAAAUAUAUUAGUUAUUAAAAGCUUGGGAAGAUAUACCUAAUGAAGUUGUUGUGAGAGGCUUUGAGACGACAGGAAGCUACGGAAUCAACCAUCCGAAGUGCUUUAGUCAUCAGCCUGGGCUUAAAAACUCAAUAAUCUAAAAAAUAGAGAUUCUUUUAAAUUUAAUAAGGAACAAAUUAAAAUUUAUACAGUUUAAAGGGUAACCAAAAAAUAAAAAUAUUAAAAUUGGUAUUCUUCAAUUUUUUGCUGUAAAAAUAAUUAUUAAAAUACUCUUAAACCUCUUAUUUAAAAGUAAAUAAAAAAAAUAUAUAUAUAUAUAUUUUUAUUUAUAUAUAAAUGUUUUUUAGCCCCCAUCCUUGAUCGAACGAUGGCGAGCCGUUCGAUCAAGGAUGAGGAAGGAGUAAACUCGCUUGGAAUCACAAAAAACCCUUAUAAUCGCAUCGUAUCAGAAUCAAAGAUUGUUUCCGACCGAGAAAACACCUCAAAACUUCAUGGUCUUUUUUUUCAAAAAGACCAAAAAUCGCAUUCCUCAUCAUUUUCUCCUUGCUAUAAUGUCUUAAAAGGCAGUUUAUUAUAUUUUUUCAACAAUGAAAAAGAAACUCUUCCAAAAUCAAUUGUUUUUCUUGAAGACUGCUAUAUAGAGAGCAUGCUAAAUAGCUCUGAAAAAUAUAAAUAUGGGAUCUCCAUUUCAAACAGCAAAAAGUCCUACAAAGAAAUAGAUCUUUGGUGCAGUUCCAGCCGCCAACGCGACAAAUGGGCUGAAGAAUUAGAAAUCGCAGCAAGUACUCGAAAAAUCCAUAAUUUCUAUACAAUUCAAAACAAAAUUGGAGGCGGCAGAUUUUCAGAAGUUUUUAAAGUCAUCGAAAAAUCCACAGGACUUGAAUAUGCUGCCAAAAAAGUAGACAAAAAAAAGCUUAGUCAGCUCGACGAAAGCUUUUUAGCUAGUGAGAUCGAAAUUUUAAAGCUUUCCUCUCACCCAAAAAUCAUAAAAUAUAAAGAGACUUUUGACUCUAAAAGAUAUUCAUGGAUUAUCACAGAAUUAAUAGAAGGAGGCCAACUUCUUGACCUUAUAAAUAAAAAGAGAAAAUUCACCGACAAUGAAGCUAAAAAAGUAAUCAAGCAAUUACUAGAAAUUGUAAGCCAUUUGCAUGGGUUGAACAUUGUUCAUAGAGAUUUAAAGCCAGAAAAUAUUCUUGUAGCUGAUGAAGAGAAUUUAGAAAUAAAAUUAGCUGACUUUGGAAUAGCUACAAGAUGUGAAGAUGGGGAGAGAUUGGAGCUGGUUUGUGGGACUUUCCCGUAUAUUGCUCCAGAAGUGAUUAAUAAAGAAGGAUAUGGGAAAAAGGCUGAUUUGUGGAGUGUAGGGAUUAUUGCUUAUUUACUGCUGAAAGGGAAGCUUCCUUUUGAUAGUGAAGAUAAAGAAGAAAUUGCGAAAUGGAUAUUAAAAGAGGAUGCAAGCAUUGUGACCACUGAUAAUUUGCUAAAUGCGACACCUCAAGCUACAGAGUUUAUAAGCAAGCUGAUAGCUAAAAAUCCAGCACAAAGGAUGGAUGCUGAAGCAUUGCACCACAGUUGGUUACAAAGUGUUUUAUGUUAA